AUGCGCCCAUUCGCGAACUUCGUCAACUCCGCCCGCGGCAAGAAAGCCGAAAAGGGCAAUCCCAGUAAUGAUGGCACCCCCAAGACGGUGACAUACUGGGAUGAAGAGCGUAACGAGAAGCGGCCCGAGUGCGUCGAGUGUCAGGAAAUCCUCCAUAGGGGACCUCCGUGCAGUUGUAACUUGUGUGGCGCUUUUAACCUGGAAGUUUUGUGCGAUGACGAUGCCAGAAUGACGAAGGCAAAGCCCCCCGGCGGAGGCAGUAGCAGCAGCAACAGCAAGAAGGACGACAAGAAGAACACCAACAGCAAGAAGGACGACAAGAAGAACACCAACGCCAGCGGUAGCAGUACUGUGCAGGAGGAGGGCCAGCUGGAUAAGGAUUGGCAGCAUAUUAUGAUUUAUCGCCCGGGGAAGGAUCUUGUUCCCGAAUCCCAGCGGUAA
Messenger RNA from Pyricularia pennisetigena, 441 nucleotides. RefSeq lists its product as uncharacterized. The transcript has a single exon. Lineage: Eukaryota; Fungi; Ascomycota; Sordariomycetes; Magnaporthales; Pyriculariaceae. The record is from RefSeq and is a predicted model, not a curated record. The coding region runs from base 1 to 441 and encodes 146 amino acids.